Molecule: messenger RNA, 933 nt
Organism: Mitosporidium daphniae
Lineage: Eukaryota; Fungi; Microsporidia
Exons: 2
Coding region: 1-933 (310 amino acids)
Biological process (GO): proteasome-mediated ubiquitin-dependent protein catabolic process
Cellular component (GO): proteasome complex
Molecular function (GO): metallopeptidase activity; protein binding
Source: RefSeq, a predicted model, not a curated record
AUGUCAGCACCAAGCUCUGUAAUUGUUCAUCCUUUGGUGCUAUUAUCAGCUGUUGAUCAUUAUGCCAGGGUCUAUGGUGUACCAUUACCUUCCUCUUUUGAUGAAAAAUACCAAUCUAGCAAAAGUAGGAAAAGGGCUGUUGGAAUCCUUCUGGGAAAUUACGCUGCCUCCAGAGAUGGGCAGAUCACUGUAAAUGUAGCCAGUUCGUAUGCGGGUAUUUUCGGUCAUUUUUAUUGCAUAGUACCAUUUGAGGAAGACGACAAAAAUCCUGAAAUUUGGUAUUUGGACCAUAAUUUUCAUGAGGCCAUGUACACUUCCAACCCGAUUCUGGUUAUCAUUGAUGUAGCCCCGGAGAGCGAUUCCAUCCCAAUCAAAUCAUACUCUUGCUUUGCAGAUCCAUCUACGUUUUCACAUAUUGCCUGCACAAUUGGGGCAGAAGAAGCCGAAGAAAUCGGAGUUGCUCACCUACUCAGAGACGUUUCAUCUACAAAGAAACCAUCAAUAGAAAAUCCGAGCCUCGCCAUCAAUCAGAAGGUGCCCAUUUGUAGUGAGGAAGACACUCCCCCCGCAUUGGCGCUUUUGUCUUCCAUUGAGACUGAAAUCGUUCCCCUUGCCAUCAAGCAUGACAAUUUUAUUUAUUCGCUGUCGACCCUAGUGGACAAUCUGAAGGCCAUUGUUAAAUUUUUGGAUGACAUUUCGACCGAAAAUUUGCAGUCAAAAACGUUCAUCAUGAAUCCAAAGAUAAAUUAUCUGCUGCAAGAUAUUAUUCACCUUUUGCCUUCGGCAGAGGAUGACAUUUCUGGAGCAAUUGUCCAAACUUCAAACGACCGUGCCGCCAUGACAUAUAUUUCCACACUAACAAAGACAGUCAUCGCUCUUCACAGCCUGAUCGAUAAUAAGCUUUCAAACAAGACAGUUUCGGCCGCCUCAUAA